AUGGCGAGCUCUACUGCUAGCGAACUAUGUUGUUUGAACAACUCUGCUACCAGUGAACUCUGUUGUUUAAGCAACCCUACUACCAUCGAACUCUGCUCGAACUCUUCAGCUGAUGACAACUCUCCUGUUAGCGAGUCUUCGGCUGAUGGCAACUCUGAUGUUAGCGACAACUCAGCUGAUAACGAGUCUGCUGAUGACAACUCUGCUGAUGACAGCUCUGCUGUUGACGAACUGCUUACGAUCAGUUGUCUAGGGCAGAUAAGGUGCGCUGUCUUUCUUUCUCUGACUUCUUCUUCCCAAGAUUCUACAGAGAAAGAUAGCCAGCAAGCCAGCCAAACUUCACCUGCCCACCUCUUCUUCAAUCUCUCUCUACUCGUCAUUCUUCUUCCAGCACACAUUGUAACAGCUAUUGUGGCAUCUCAGGAAGCAUUUCAUCUCCUCCUUGAUCUUCUCUACGCGUCAUUCCAAAAAAGAGAGGUAAAUAAGAAGGUUCUCAAAGUUCCCGGCAUAGAGCAGAAGGUUCUUGAUGCUACUAGCAAUGAACCUUGGGGACCCCAUGGGUCACUUCUUGCUGAUAUUGCACAGGCUAGCAGAAACUAUCAUGAAUACCAGAUAACUAUGUCAAUAAUAUGGAAGCGCAUUAAUGAUACAGGCAAAAAUUGGCGGCAUGUCUACAAGGGAUUGACGGUUCUGGAAUAUUUGGUAGCCAAUGGCUCAGAGCGUGUAAUUGAUGAUAUCAAAGAACAUGUUUAUCAAAUAUCUGCAUUAUCAGACUUUCAAUACAUUGAUUCAAGUGGAAAGGACCAAGGAAACAAUGUCAGGAAGAAAUCUCAGUCUCUUGUGGUCCUAGUUAAUGAUAAAGACAGAAUACAAGAAGCACGUCAGAAAGCAGCUGCUAAUAGGGAAAAGUUUCGCAACACGUCAACGGGCAAUAUGUAUAGGCCAAGUACCGGAGGAUAUGGUGAUCGAUAUGAUGAAGAUCGUUAUGGAAGCAGAGAUGAUGACCGUGGUGGCUAUGGGGGUAAUAAAGAUGGUGAUGGUUAUGGUCGAUAUGGUGAAUCACAGGGACGUAAUGGGGAUCGUUAUGGUAGAGAUUCUGAUGAACGAUAUGGCAGGGAAGAUUAUAAGGAUGAUGAUAACCGUGGGAGAAGAAGCUUCGAUGGUCAACAGUAUAGCUCAAGGAGUAGGAGUUCUGACAGAGAGAAAGAUCAAUCUUAUGAGGGUGAUGGUCAAUAUUCAUCAAGAGGAAAUGGUGCUAAAGUUGAUGAUAAUUCUCAAGAUGGAAGGAAACCUGACAUGAAGUAUUCAGAGCAAAACUUUAAUGCUCCUCCAAGUUACGAGGAAGCUGUGGGUGAAGUAAAAAGCCCUGUUAGGAGCGAAAGGGGUGGAGAAACUUCAGCAGCAUCUGCUCCUAGAACAUUUAGUCCUCCUGUAAGUGAACAGGCAGCUGUGGAAUCCGUCUCUCCAGCUUUAGCUGCUGCUUCUCCCACUUUUCCUGAUCCCUCCAGAGAUAACGAUGAUUCUAGAUUUGAUCAAUUUGAUCCUCGUGGAUUUGCUCCGGCCCCUUCUGUAUCCUCAAAUGGUGCUGAAAUUGACUUGUUGGGUUCUCUCACUGAAGCCUUCUCAUCAGAUGCAUUGGCAGUUGUACCAGUCACAGCGGUAUAUGCAGCCUCUGAGGCGGAUGCCUUUUCAAACCAUGGCCCCGUUCCCACAUUCGCUGCAUCUCAAUCACCACCUACAUUCGCUGCAUCUCAAUCACCACCUACAUUCGCCGCAUCUCAAUCGCCACCUACAUUCGCCGCAUCUCAACCGCCACCUACAUUCGCCGCAUCUCAAUCGCCACCUACAUUCGCUGCAUCUCAAUCCCCACCUACAUUCACAAAUCAGGGUUUUGAUGAUCCAUUUGGUGACGGUCCAUUUCAAGCUCAUUCAUCUACUACUACUACAACAUCUGUACCAACUCAAUCCCAGCAAGUGAUUUCCACAUCAUCUUCCAUUCCUGCUGAUACUUAUAAUAAUAAUAAUUUUGAAACACCCCAGAACUCAUUUUCCACCUUACCUUAUGCUGCUACAUCUAGUGUUCCCAAUGUUCAUCACCCUUCUACGGAAUCACAAUUCUUGCAUCAAGAACAUCCUAUUUCCAAUCAGGAUAAUGAUAUUUUGGCAAAUAUUCUCCCAUUGGCUGGACCUUCAUUUCCCGCUCCUCCACAGAUGGGGUUCCCCGGGCAGGGACCCAGUGGCUUUCCAGUUCAGGCACAACAACCUACAAGUGUUAAUGCAUCUCAAGGUCCUCAAUCUGGUUUUAACACUCAGAAUGCCAACUUUUAUGGGAGCCACCAACAGCCAGGAUCUACAGCUGCACAAGCUCAAUACUACAUGGGUUCACAACCUCCUCCUCCUCCUCCUGUACAAGCUCAACAGUAUAGCAAUAAUCCAGGUUUAUUACCUCCACAAGCAGGAGUAGCAGGUCCUAGAUUUCAAAUAUCUCCUCAAGUACAAUCAAACACUCCUCAAAUGUCUUCACAAGUGGGUUUAUCUUCUUCUACUGGAGCUCUUGUUGUAGCCACCCCACCACAACCACCCGCUGCAAAGGACAAAUUUGAGCCCAAGUCUGCAGUUUGGGCUGAUACCCUUAGUCGGGGGUUGGUCAAUUUGAACAUAUACGGAUCUAAAACAAAUCCGUUAGCGGAUAUUGGAGUUGAUUUUGAUGCUAUAAAUAGAAAGGAGAAAAGGAUGGAGAAAUCUACAGCAACAACAGUUGCGCCUUCAUUGGUUAACAUGGGGAAAGCUAUGGGAUCUGGUUCUGGAAUGGGACGACCUGGUUCAAUUGGUGUUAGACCUCCUCCUCCAUCAGCAAACCCUAUGAUGGGUCCUCCAGGAAUGCAAAUGGGAAUGGGAAUGGGAAUGCAAAUGGGAAUGGGUGGAAGGCCAGUACAGGGCAUGGCUAUGGGGAACUAUGGUGGAAUGGGAAUGGGAAUGAAUACCGCCGGUGGUGGAAUGGGAAUGGGAAUGAAUACCGCUGGUGGUGGAAUGGGAAUGAAUACAGCUAGUGGUGGAAUGGGAAUGGGAGGCUAUAAUAUGAUGCAACAACAACAACCAACUGGAUUCCCACCUAGAUCAAUGGGUGGUGGGUAUAAUAAUAAUAAUCCCAUGAUGGGUGGUGGUUAUAUGCCUCAACAACAACAGCCUUAUGGUGGUGGUGGAAGUUAUCAAUAAUAGAAUGAAGCAAAAUCAAAGUCGAAAUUGAGAAAGAGUUGAAGGCAGCUAUUAUUUCUGGAAUUAUAUUUUUGCUGAGUGUUUAGAAAAAAAGGUAUUAUUCAUCUUAUUAGAGCCGCUCUCUGUUCUGCUUACUUACAUUUUUUGAGACCCCAUCAACUACUAGUUGUUCUAUCGCCUUCUAUUAUGUACUCUCUGUCUGUAUGUGUAUGGUUGUGUUAUUUUGUUCAUCCUCUUCAUGGGUUCUUGCUAUUAUUUUAGCAAGUCUUUCUUAAAUAAUCUCUCUUAUGAUUGUUGUGGGAUUCUUAUGUGUAUUCAGCAGGAUAUAUUCAUUCAUAUUUUCCACCUUUAUUUUCUUUAUACACUAAAGUUGAUG
Impatiens glandulifera is the source of this 3592-nucleotide messenger RNA. RefSeq names its product clathrin interactor EPSIN 2-like. NCBI's taxonomy places the organism in Eukaryota, Viridiplantae, Streptophyta, Magnoliopsida, Ericales, Balsaminaceae. Gene Ontology annotation, cellular component: clathrin vesicle coat; plasma membrane; endosome. Gene Ontology annotation, biological process: endocytosis. The transcript has 16 exons. Gene Ontology annotation, molecular function: clathrin binding; phospholipid binding. The record is from RefSeq and is a predicted model, not a curated record. The coding region runs from base 1 to 3216 and encodes 1071 amino acids.